CAUUCACUCGCUCGCUGGAAGAGGCAGAUGGUGGUCGCCUGGGGCAGUGCUGGGACGAUCUUUGUGCAGCAGUGUUGAAAUAAGUGGCAGCACUGAAAUACUUGCAGGGACAGUACUUGCAACAGUGGAUUAGAGGUGGAAGCUGUUGAAUUGUGACCAGUGGUUGAAGCUGUUGAAUUGUGACCAGUGGUUGAAGCUGUUGAAUUAUGACCAGUGGUUGAAACUGUUGAAUUGUGGCCAGUGGUUGAAACUGUUGAAUUGAAAGCAGUGGUUGAAGCUGUUGAAUUGAAAGCAGUGGUUGAAGCUGUUGAAUUGAAAGCAGUGGUUGAAGCUGUUGAAUUGUGAUCAAGGUCGGAGCUGGUGAAUGGUGUUACUGAUGAUAAUAAUAAUAAUAACAUACCUGCAAUGAUGAGAUAGUGCUUUUGGUAGCAGCAGUUGGAAAUGGUCAUUUGAUUUUAGAAUAUAAAUAUUGGAUUCAGCUCUAACAUUGUGGAAGUAUCAUUGACAUUGUGAUAGUGGUAAGAUGACCAAUGCCUAGCAUCAUCCUGGCACCUCUUUGAUGGGACAUUUUAAACUUUUUUAAACUGACACUCUUAAUACCUGUUGUGGAUAUGCACCGAAGGAUUAAUAACUUACCCACAGUCAACACUUUGGGCAUCUGGUGAGGGCAUGGAAGAAUGGCCGAUGACCAUUUUGAGCGGAUGGACUCUCAAGACUACACAGAUAUCCAUGGAAGACCAUAUAUGAAUUCCGAAAGAAACUCGGACUAUGUUGUGCGACAAGAUGGGUACCGCAACAUUCUCCUGUGUGCCACCUUUGUCCUUGAACUUCUCAUUCUCACCUUUGUCAUCGUGUUGGAGUACUUCCUAAGAUGGACGGACAUCUUCCCGCUCCGCAGACAGAACUUUUCCUGUACAGAUCCUGAGAUCUCUUGCUCAAAGGAAGCCCGAGCCCUAAUGGCUGACUUUGCCUUCAACGCCCAGGUUCCCAACGAGGCAGUGUAUGCUCUCAGCUUCUGUGUACCGCCUUUUGUUGUGUUAAUCGGGGAAAUUGGGAUGUACACCUUCAGUUCCGAGCCACAGAAGCCAGUAAGACUCCUCAGCAAACACUGUUCCAUGCCGCAGGUCUGUCGCCGUCUGCUGCGGUUUAUAGGAGUGUUUCUGUUUGGAGCCUUCGCUCUGAUGGUCUUUGUGGACAUCAUCAAGGUGAUUGUGGGCCGACUGCGCCCCGACUUCCUCGAGGUGUGUCAACUGAACCACACCCGCUGCGUCACGACCGGUGGGGAUGAGAUGUGUCUCAACACCGACAAGUUUGACCUCAGAGAGGCCAGGACUUCAUUUCCAUCCCUCAACGCCUCUCUGACGUCCUACUCCGCCAUCUUUAUAGCAAUCUACAUACAUGGCGCCAUGCGGGCACACACAGUGCGUAUCCUGCGUCCGUUCCUGUCUCUCAUCUUUAUAAUGCUGUCUCUUCUGUGUGGCCUCACGGAGUACGUCCUCUGUCGCAGCCACUGGACCGAUGUCGCCACGGGCUUCGCCAUGGGGCUUGUCCUGGCUCUGUAUAUAGGUGUUGCUGUAUUGAACCAUUUCCAGGAGAACUUGUCCCACCUGAGGCUGAUGCACAUCUUCAACUCGUACCUGUCAGACAACUACUAUUCAUUAGAUGACAAAUACCAUUCCCGAUUCACUGACUUCCCAUCCCUCCAUAUCCCCCGUGCUCACAUGCCCCAACGGCUUUCCGACUCCAGUGACAGCAAGUACAGACGCCGCCCUCCACACAACACGUUCCAGCGAGACCUCACCCACACAGUGGAGAACUUCCGGCGGAACUCCUACAUGCAGGGGUCCUCAUCACACAUGUGACUAUGGACGUGGAGUUCGGGGCUGGGGAAGGGCAUCUACCUACCAUCAAGUCUUAGGGAGGAAGAGAGCACGGUCCUGUACUGAUGUCACUGCAGGCUAAUGUCAUCCCAGGCUAAUGUCAUCCCAGGCUAAUGUCAUCCUAGGCUAAUGUCACCCCAGACUAAUGUCAUCUCACCCCAGACUAACGGUUAUCUCAUCCCAGAUUAACAGUCAUCUCACCUGGUCCUGUGUUAACGGUCAUCUCACCUGGACCUGUGUUAACGGUUUUCUCAUCUGGUCCUGUGUUAACGGUCAUCUCAACUGGUCCUGUGUUAACGGUCAUCUCAACUGGUCCUGUGUUAACGGUCAUCUCACCUGGACCUGUGUUUAUGGUCAUCUCUCCUGGUCAAAUGUUAAUGGUCAUCCUACCUGCUACAAAACAUGGGCCUAAUGUAAAUGCUCAUAUGUGCUUAAAUACAAAAUGGCUACUUUCACAGGUUAUCAUCAAACACAGAAUGUUGAAGCUGGACUUUUCCUUAUGGUUCAAUAAGAAAGUCAUCUCACAUAUCAGACAAAUCCAACUUCAACCAGACAACACAUUGUAGUGUACUGAGGAGGCCUGUGGCCACCACAAGGAAACAAGGUGUGUAAUGACCCUACUGAGCACGGCCCCGUCCCAAAGUGAUCGUAGCGCUAAGAUGAUCGUUAACUCCUAAUCUUAAACAUAGGCUUAUGACAGUCGUGAAAAGGGGCCCUGGACACUGAACGUUGCCUGAUGAGGAAUUAGAAGUUACUACUGAACACUCCACACUGAGAUGAGGAUGCUGAGAUUAUGAACAGUGCCUUCAAGGGGUGAUGCUGGGUAAAGAUUUGUUAAGCAUGAAUUUGUGAUGCUGAGAAGUGUGCCUUGAUGCUUUGUGCUGAAUCUGCCCCAAGUUGUCAGAACAGAUGAAUAUUUUGAUGCUUUUCUCCCCAUAGAAAGGUGCUGAACAGGUUUCUGUGUAGGUCAAUGCUUCUGUUGACAAUAUGCUGACCUUAUCAAGACUGAGCCUCCCUUGUUCCAAAUACAUUGUCCAUGCUUGUGGGCAUCUGUGAAACUCAUGUGUUACGACUCAUCCUAUCCAUGUUGAAACUAUCAAAAUGGUCAUCACUCUGAACAGGUGCCCUUGUUUCUGACACUACAUAACGAUAUGCAUGACUGUAUAUGAAAGAUGGUCCUUCUAAUGCUGAAUGGCUGCAGAUGCUGUGUCAGCAUCAUGAUGAAAAUGCUCAAACUAGUUUGUACCAUCAACCUGGGAAAAGGAUUCUCUACAUAAACAAGCAUACAAACUCCUAUUGCUGCCAUGACCAUAACGAGAUGCGCAGUAAAGCAGUGCACAUGUAAAGGGAAGUAACUGCAUGCUAUAU
Haliotis rufescens (red abalone) is the source of this 3248-nucleotide messenger RNA. Its product is annotated as phospholipid phosphatase-related protein type 5-like. Gene Ontology annotation, molecular function: phosphatidate phosphatase activity. The transcript is spliced from 9 exons. Gene Ontology annotation, biological process: phospholipid metabolic process; phospholipid dephosphorylation; signal transduction. The coding region runs from base 678 to 1862 and encodes 394 amino acids. Lineage: Eukaryota; Metazoa; Mollusca; Gastropoda; Lepetellida; Haliotidae. The record is from RefSeq and is a predicted model, not a curated record.